Molecule: messenger RNA, 5533 nt
Organism: Hemiscyllium ocellatum (epaulette shark)
Lineage: Eukaryota; Metazoa; Chordata; Chondrichthyes; Orectolobiformes; Hemiscylliidae
Gene: gkup
Product: glucuronokinase with putative uridyl pyrophosphorylase
Exons: 23
Coding region: 116-1957 (613 amino acids)
Biological process (GO): biosynthetic process
Molecular function (GO): glucuronokinase activity; ATP binding
Source: RefSeq, a predicted model, not a curated record
GUAGAGACGCUGUGAGACACUCGACUAAUCUCUUUGACAAAUCAACUUGGGGGGAGCUGAUGCAAGUUUGUCCCAGUCAGUGCUGACAGCCCAGCCGGUUAGUGGGGUCGCCCUGAUGAUCUGUGUGCUGCUAGUCGCUGGACAUGGGACAUUGCUGGAGAGCGAGAUCAAGAAUGAAGCCACAGGCCUCUACAGCCAUUUAGUUGGGAUCCCAAAGGCUCUGUUACCGGGAGUUGGUGGGAAAAAGAUUCUGGAUUUCUGGUGGGAAGUUGUGAACAUACGCCAGCUCUUCAGUGAUGUCUACCUUGUCACAAAUGCAGACAAGUACAAGUACUAUGAACGAUGGGCAACUGCCAAUGAUUUUCCAGUGGAAAACAUUAUUAACGAUGGGUCAACAACCAGCCAAACACAGUUAGGGGCAGUGGCUGACUUGGAGCUUGUGAUCAGGAGCAAGAGAUUCAAUGAUGAUGUCAUGGUGGUUGCUGGGGAUAUGCUGUGUGAAGAUUUGAACUUUGAUAUAGCUGAAGUUCUAAAGUUCUUUAAGUUUAAGAAGGGAGAAUUGGCAAUUUACUAUGAAAUGGAAGAAGGAGAGAAGACAGAAUCUCGGGGAAUAGUUGAGGUGUGCCCCUUGACACACAGAAUCACCAAGUUUUAUGAGAAGCCCUCUUCAGAAGUUACAGAAUCGAGGCUGGCAAGUGUUGUCUUUUAUUGUUUCCAAAACAAGACACUGCCGACUCUCGGGGAAUAUUUGAAGAUGCAUCUGCUGGUGGAGGAUCGAAAGCUUGGGAAGUAUAUGGAAUGGCUUAUCAACAAGACUGGAAUCACAGUGUUUGGAAUGAAGCUGCCUACUGGAUUCCAGCUAAUUGGACAAGUGGAUCUCUCUGAGUACAAGAAGUGGCUGGCGUGCUACUCUUCAAAGCAACAUGGUAUUGCUGCCAAAUCAAUCACUUGUCGUUCCUAUGCAAGGAUAGGAAUUAUGGGAAAUCCAUCAGAUGGCUUCCACGGAAAAACCAUUGCCAUGACGAUAUCUAAUUUCUGGGCUGAUGCGAUGAUUUUUGAAAGCAAAAAAGUCGUGCUAAUACCACACCCUCUCAAUGAUCCCACAGAGUUCGGUAGCUUGCAAGAUUUACACAGGAUCAGUCGGAAGGAAGGGUAUCUGGGUGGCCUGAGACUGCUUCAAGCAACUUGUAAGAAAUUCUACCAGUACUGCUCUGAACAAGGAAUCGCUUUGGCCAAACGAAACUUUACUCUGAAAUAUGAUACUAAUAUACCACGGCAGGUGGGCCUUGCUGGAAGCAGUGCUAUUGUGUCAGCUACACUUAAGUGUUUGAUGAAGUUUUAUGAUUUAAUUGAUGACGAUUUGCCAAAGCCACUCAGGGCAAACUUCAUUCUGAAUGUAGAGACUGAAGAGUUAAUUAUUACAGCAGGACUUCAGGAUCGGGUAGUCCAGGUUUAUGAGGGAUUGGUUUACAUGGAUUUCAACAAGGAGUUGUUGGAGAAACAAGGUUAUGGUAGCUAUGUUCCCAUGGAUAUAAGCUGUGCGCCACACUUCUGGCUUGCUUAUAUGGGAGAUCCAAGUGAUUCUGGGAAGAUCCAUAGUAACGUGCGACAGAGAUGGCUCAAUGGUGAUUCUGAUGUUGUGGCAGCAAUGAAAACAUUUGCAGAACUUACUGAUCUGGCUAAGUUAGCCAUAGAGUCUAGGAAUUGGAGUCAACUUUCUGAGCUGAUGAACAAAAAUUUUGAACUACGCAGGUCUAUAUACACAGAUGCUUGUCUGGGCCAAGGAAAUUUGAGGAUGGUGGAACUUGGCAGACAGUUUGGCUCAGCAGUAAAGCUUCCUGGCAGUGGAGGAGCAGUGAUUGGUCUCUGCCUAGAUCCUGAUAACUUGGUUGAGUUAAAGAAAGCAUUCCAGGAAGCUGGGUUUGUUAUCUGCGAUGUUGUUCCAUAUGGGCCUUGAGUUUCAUGAAAGUUUUUUGAACAUAUUAAUUGUAAAGGAGCUAUAUCAGUAGGAAAGUAGGUUGAAAUGAAAAAUGUAAUAGCAAAAUGAUUCACUUAGACUUGAAUUGGAAAGAAAAAUGAAGAAAACUACUACCACGGUACAAUUUGUUUAAACACUAUUAGUUUAGAGGAUACUUUGUCUUGCAAAGAACAAAAGCUCAGCUACCUGAUGCUGAUGUGAAAUGAUGUUCGGAUGAUUGAGAGAUGUUGCAAACAUGGUAAGACCAUUGGAUCUCUGACUGAAACUAAUGGACAAUUUUCCAAAUUCAUAACAUUGGUGAAUAUCCACCGAUCUAAUGAGUUUAAGACAUGCAUUAUAUAAUGUCUCAAAUUUUAAAUAUGUUACUGAAUCAUACACUAAUGGAUACACAAAAGGAAGUGACAAAGAGAUCUAAUGCAUAUUAAAUAACAUUAUCAACUGCAAAAAUGGUUGACAAAUAUCAUUUGAGCCCAGUGGAUAAAUGACAGCCAUGAAUUGUUAUUUGUAUCCAACUACCAUGCUCUCUGAAUUGUAUCUAGUUCCAGAACAAUGGGAAAUAUUUGUUUCCAAAAUAAGCUUCCGACAUCCAUUUUACUGAUUCUGAGUAACUCCUGCUUAUAAUCCUAAAAUAGACAAUUAUUUCAGAACAAAAGGCACUAGGUAAGUACAUGAAUAGGAAAGGUUUGGAAGGAUAUGGGCCAGGAGCAUGCAGGUGAGACUAGUUUAGAUUGGGAUUAUGCUUGAACUGGUUGGGCCGAAGGGUCUGUUUCUGUGCUGUAUGACUCAAUGUUAAGGUAGUGUUAAGAUGCACCCCUUUUUCCCAAGAUAGUGUAAUGAGUUACAUAGAACAUGGAGUUGAAGGAAAAUUAAGAUAAAAGAACUAGAAACAACAGCAGGCCAUUCGACCCUUCAACUUACUCCACAUUCAAUUGGAUCAUGGUUGAUUUGAAAUUCGACAUGUCCUCUUUCUUGUACCCUUUCCCCAUAAUCCUUGACUCCCCUACUGAUCCAGAAUCUAUCUCAGCCUUAAGUGUACAAAGACUCUGCCCCCACAGUUGUCUGUGGCAAAGAGUUCCAAAACCUCUUACCCCUCUGAAAAGAAAUUCCUCCUUAUCUCAGUCUUAAAUCGGCUCCCCUUUAUUGUGAGACGAUGCUCUCUGGUCCUCGACUCUCCCGUGAGGGUACAUAUCCUCUCAGAAUUUACCCUGUCAAGCCCCUUAAGAAUCUGCUUUGUUACAAUGAGAUCACCUCUCAACCUUCUAAACUCCAGUGAGUGGAGUCCCAACCUGUUUAGCCUUUGCUCAUAAGACAAUUCCUCCAUCCCAGGGAUCAUUGUGGUGAACCGACUCUGAACUGUCUCCAAUGAAAUAAUAUCUUACCUUAAAAAAGGAGACCGAAACUGCCCACAGUGCUCCAGAUGUGGUCUCACCAGCCCCUUGUAGAUUGUUGCAGUAAGACUUCCCUACUCUUAAAUUCCAACUCCCUUGAAUUAAGUGUCAACAUUUCAUUAGCCUGAUUACCUACAGCCCCUGGAUGCUAGCUUUCUGUGUUUCAGGCAUCAUUCUCCCCAGGGCCUUUUGUGUUCCAGCUUUCUCAAUUUAAAUAAUAUUCUGUUUUUUUUUAGAUUAGAUCCCCUACAGUAUGGAAACAGGCCCUUCAGCUCAACACUUUUACACCGAUCCUCCAAAGAGUAACCCACCCAGACCUAAUCCCGUUCCCAACAUUUACCCCAGACUAUGGGCAAUUUAGCAUGACCAAUUCACCUGACCUGCACAUCUUUGGAUUGUGAGAGGAAACCAGAGCACCCAGAGGAAACCCACAUCGACACAGAGAGAAUGUGCAAACUCCACACAGACAGUCACCCAAGACAGGGAUCGAACCUGGGUCUCUGGUGCUGUGAGGCAGCAGUGCUAACCACUGAGCCACUGUGCCACCCCAUUUUUUUGUCCUUCCUUUCAAAUUGAACAACUUUACAUUUUUCCACAUUAUACUCCAUUUGCCUACUUUUUGUCCACUUACCUAAUCUAUCACUACCUCUCUGAUUUUGAGGUCAUUGGGGUGGAGGAGGUAAAAGUUGGAUUUAAAUUACAUAUAAAGAAAGUGAAAUAAAUGUUAGGGGAGACUGAUGGAACUUAGGAGAAGAGAUCAAAGAGACAGACAGAAAAAGUAAAAGAAAAGCACUAAUAAACUUCAGAAGAAAUAAAAUUCCACAUUUGUAAAAUGAUAUUUUCAAGCAGAGUAAUGAACUUGGAGCAAUUAUCACAAUUAUGUAAUUAAAAAUUAUUUUUGUUAACCCUGAUUACACCAGCCUUGACCUUUUCUGGCAUCCUUAGUCAGGAGGUAGCAUGGAAGUACUCCACCUUCAUGCGGUUGGGUUACCUUAAUGUCACUCCCAUUAACAAUUGCCGUGGUUCACCUUCUGGUAGGUUGAUAUUUCUGAAAGCAGCUUCUGGAUGUCUGUGUUCUGGAUUUGCAAAUGUGUAAACACAAGAAAUUGUUGUCUCUUUUACUGUACAGUAAUGGUGAAUCCUGACUGUCCCACAGCUAGUAUAAAUGUAAAUCCAGGCUAAUACCAUUUAGAAAUCAGGAGCAAAGAUUAUAAACUGCUUCAAGUCAUCUGUAUGACUAAUAGUGAAAGUAAAUUUGAUCUAUUAGCUCAGUUGGCUGGACAGCUAGCUUGUAUUGCAGAAUAAUGACAAGAGUAUGAAGUUCAAGUUCCACACUGGCUGAAGUAACUAUGAAGGACUCCCCUUUUUGCCUUCUGCCCUUGUCUGAGGCAUGGCGGCCCUUGGGUCAAACCUCCAUCAGUCAUCUCUCUCUGAUAAGAGAGUGGUCUUAUGGUCUGGUAAGGCUUUGACAUCUUCUACCUUUAAAUUUGAUGGGCUGUUCCAUUCAUUCUUUGAGACUAAUAAUUGCUGCAAUACUUUUUGUGUAUCUAAAAAUAAAUCGGUGUUGAUUAACUUGUGAAUUCAGCUGCAAGCUUAUUGUAACCUUUCAUGGCAAGAAAUGUUCUUUAGUUGCCUCCUAUGGAACAAGCCUGGACUAUUACCAUUAAUUCAAGUGGCGGCAGGGGAUGGGGGCGAACAAUCCAAUUUCUAAAUUCAGAUUGCAGUCAGGACAUCAAAUAUAUGUUAUCCAGAAUAGUAGAUUUUUGGAAGUUUCUCCUAUCAUUUCUUUAUGUAUGUGACAACCAGGACUGAUUUAUCACAGAGAUUGUUGCUGCUACAGAGAUCACAAACACAGUUACAGAGUCUUGAAACAACUGGCUUGGCUGGUUGAAAUACUAACCUGACUUUCAAGUUUUACUACAUCAAGCUACACAACCGUGCCUGGCCAUUUAUCUGAUGGGUUCAAGUAGCAAAUUCAUCACUCUGUCUUUGUCAUGGAAUAAACAAUUACCCGAAUGUCAAAAUCUGUCCCCAAUGAGUUGUGAGUUUUUACAUGUAUAAAUAAGCUCUUAUAAUGAAUCAAAUAUACUGUGAUGUUAGAUGCAUAUUGAUCAUACACUGCCUUAAUAAUGUAAUAUAUAGAAAAUUGCACAUCUUUAGUUUAUGG